Messenger RNA from Lates calcarifer (barramundi perch), 1157 nucleotides. It is a transcript of the gene gpatch11, whose product is annotated as G patch domain containing 11. Gene Ontology annotation, molecular function: nucleic acid binding. The record is from RefSeq and is a predicted model, not a curated record. The transcript has 8 exons. The coding region runs from base 117 to 899 and encodes 260 amino acids. Gene Ontology annotation, cellular component: kinetochore. Lineage: Eukaryota; Metazoa; Chordata; Actinopteri; Centropomidae.
AAUGUAUACUCGAACGAACCAAACAUCCGUGUAGCAAAUACAAACGCUCAACUGGAUAGGUCAGUGUUAGCUGGGGCGGUUGCUUUCGACUUGUUUUCUUUUUUUACGUGGCCAUAAUGUCUGAUGAAGAGGAGGAUUAUAUGUCUGAUGCAUUUCUCAGUAAAAUACAAGAUGUGAAACCAGGAGUCAGCAUGGUGAGGCGGGUAAAAGAAGCGAUGAAGAAGGAGAUGCAGCAAACGGAGAAAAACAUUAGGAACCGUCAGAAAACCUACAAGGAGCAGGAGAAGGAAAGUCGAGAAACAGCUUUACAGAGCUCCAUCAGCAAUGAGAACAAGGGAUUUGCACUCCUGCAGAAAAUGGGUUACAAAGCGGGUCAAGGCCUCGGGAAGAAGGGAGCAGGGAGGGUUGAUCCAAUUCCUCUAAACAUCAAAACCGACAGAGGUGGAAUUGGGAUGGAGGAGGUGAAGAAAAGAAAAGCUGAGGAGGAACUUGAACAUUAUCGGCAGAAAGUACGAGCCAAACAACAGAAUGAGACCAAAUCUCUGGAGGAUUUUAGGUCAAGAGUAAGGACGGAGAGGGAGGAGCGUAAGAUUGAAGGAGAUCUCAGAAGGAGUCAGCGAGCCUGUGAGCAGCUUGACAGUCAGAAGGGCAUCACUGUCCCCAGAGAAGACUGGUACUGGCCGAAAGCAGACGCUGACGACGAGGAAGAGCAUGAGAAGGAGGAGGAGGAGGAGGAUGAAGAGGAGAUUGUAGAAUUAACUUCCUUUGACAAACUGCAAAUUCUGACAUCCUAUCUGAGAGGAGUCCAUUUUUACUGCAUAUGGUGUGGGACCACCUACAAUGAUGAAGAGGACUUAAGCUCUAACUGUCCUGGGGAUACAGCAGCAGAUCAUGACUGAACUUAAUUUAAAAAGAAAAAAAGUGCAGUAGUUCUCGGGUGAAAAUGCAGCUACAUAUGUGCAGACAGCAAGAUUUAUUUAUCAUCCUGGUUGAAUCUAUUGUCGGACUCUAAAAAACAACACUGUUUGUACUGUUUCUGAGUGGUUGUCUUAGUUUAUUUUUAACAUUAAGGAAUUAUGUUAUAAGUUCAUGAUAUCUUUUUAAUAUUUCUAUUUUGAAAAGAUAUACUGUGUUUUCAUUAAAUGUUUUAAAACGUC